This is a messenger RNA of Ictalurus punctatus (channel catfish), 3206 nucleotides long. It is a transcript of the gene ints6, whose product is annotated as integrator complex subunit 6. The record is from RefSeq and is a predicted model, not a curated record. Bases 377 to 2947 code for a protein of 856 amino acids. Gene Ontology annotation, biological process: snRNA 3'-end processing. The transcript is spliced from 18 exons. Gene Ontology annotation, cellular component: integrator complex. Lineage: Eukaryota; Metazoa; Chordata; Actinopteri; Siluriformes; Ictaluridae.
AGAGUUAAAAGAAGUGAGGCGGCGAAAGAGGUUUCUGGUCUUUAAGUUGCACCGAAAUGAAAGUUAGGCUUAUCUUUCCAACUUCCUGCCAAAAGACACUUAUUUACCCUUUUGUAUCACUAAUCUUUCCCCACCCAAGGGUUUUUUAAUAGCUUUUCUCAAGUUUACAACGAAGCGGGGCAAUUAUUUACAUUCAGUUAACUGUUUUUUACACUUUGAGGAUGUGUAAGGCAGUUAGCGUUAGCAUUAGCAUGAGUGUUAGCUAGCGGCGUGUUGACAGAAGCGACAGGAGGAGAACAAAAGAGACAUUUUGGUUAUUUUUCCUUCAUUUGGCCGAUUAGCAGUGACAUGUAUAAGGUGUCAUAAAAGCAACACGAUGCCUGUGAUCCUGUUUCUGAUAGACACGUCCGCCUCUAUGAACCAGCGCUCCCGUUUGGGCACUACCUAUCUGGACAUAGCUAAGGGUGCUGUUGAGACUUUCCUCAAGCUCAGGAGUAGGGAUCCGGCGAGCAGAGGAGACCGAUACAUGCUAGUUUCUUUCGAGGAGGCUCCUGCCGGGAUAAAGGCUGGAUGGAAAGAGAGCCACGCCAUCUUCAUGACGGAACUGAGGAACCUGCAAGCUGUUGGUUUAACCACAUUCGGCCAGUCUUUAAGGACCUCUUUCGAUUUGCUUAACCUAAACCGUUUAAUUUCCGGGAUAGACAACUACGGGCAGGGAAGAAACCCAUUUUUCCUGGAGCCUGCCAUCAUAGUCGCCAUUACAGAUGGAAGCAAACUGACCAGCACUUCAGGAGUGCAGGACGAGUUGCAUUUACCCUUGAUGACCCCAUUGCCGGGCAGCGAGUUGACGAAGGAGCCAUUCCGCUGGGACCAGCGCCUUUUUUCUUUGGUGCUCCGCAUUUCAGGCCAUGCCCCUCUGGAGCCUGAGCCAAUGGGCGGUGUCCCGGCCGACCCCUCCCCCGUCACGCCCAUGUGUGAGGUGACAGGAGGCCGCUCGUACAGUGUGUUUUCUCAGCGUAUGCUGAACCAGUGCCUGGAGUCUCUGGUGCAGAAAAUCCAGAGCGGAGUCGUGAUAAACUUUGAGAAGACGGGACCCGACCCUGCUGAAGAUGGUCCUUCAGAAGCCAAAUCUGGCCCCCAGCAGUGGCACAGCUGCCAUAAGCUCAUUUAUGUGCGGCCUAAUCCUAAAACGGGGGUUCCUGUUGGCCACUGGCCCAUUCCUGAGUCCUUCUGGCCUGAUCAGAACUCCCCCACUCUGCCACCACGAAUGGCCCAUCCACAGGUGCGUUUUUCCUGCUUGGAGGCAGAGCCUAUGGUCGUAGAUAAGGUCCCUUUCGAUAAGUAUGAGCUGGAGCCGUCUCCUUUAACACAGUACAUUCUGGAGAGGAAGUCACCACACACCUGCUGGCAGGUUUACGUAGGUAACAGCGCUAAGUAUGGCGAACUCGGGCAGCCGUUCGGCUACUUGAAGGCGAGUACAGCUCUCAGCUGUGUCAACCUCUUCAUCAUGCCCUACAACUACCCUGUGGUGCUGCCCCUACUCGAUGACUUGAUUCGAGUGCACAAAUUCAAGCCUACUCCAAAAUGGCGUCAGGCCUUCGAGAGCUACCUGAAGACCAUGCCACCAUACUACAUCACGCCCCUGAGGAAGGCGCUGAGGAUGAUGGGAGCACCGACUCUGCUGGCUGAAAGCAUGGAGUACGGCCUGAGCUACAGUGUUGCUUCAUACUUGAAGAAACUCAGCCAGCAGGCGAAGGUGGAGGCAGACCGUGUUUGUGCAUUUGUUGGUAAGAAGGCGGGGCCUGAUGUGGGUAUCAAGCUCCGCCUCCGAGGCUCCGCUCUCUCGUUAGCUCACAGAAAGGACUUUGCACAGCUGCUGCAAAGCAUCAUGGGAGAUGGCCCGCUUGACAUUAACCCCAAAGAGUUCUCAGGGUUCCAGCUGGCUGUGCUGAACAAGGCCCUGAAGCCACAGAGUCUGCGGAACCCAUAUGACAUACCCAGGAUUCAGCUGCUGGACCAGCUGAGUCGCAUGAGGAGAAAUCUUCUGAACACCAGCAUGUGUGUGCUGAAGGGCCAAGACCAAGAUCAGCUCCACAGCGUGCCCAUAGCACAAAUGGGCAACUAUCAGGACUUCCUGAAACUUGUCCCCGCCCCCUUGAGAGAGGUGGACCCGGACCAGCCGAGGCGACUGCACACCUUUGGCAACCCCUUCAAACUGGACAAGAAGGCGAUGAUGGUGGAUGAAGCAGACGAGUUUGUGACUGGGACUCAGGGGAAAGGCAAGCGACCCAUCGAUACCAGCACACCUACUGGUGCUCCAAAACGGAGGAGGUGCAUGUCGCCUUUACUGCGCCUGGGACGUGCAUACACCCCGCCCAAUAAGACACCACCCAGAGCUCUGGAUGCUAAUCAUGUGAGCCACCUCGAAUUGGAGCAAGCCCCAGUGCUCAACCACAUGGGCCAUCUCGAUUUGGAACAGGUCCCUGAUUCCAACCACAUAGGCCAUGUCGAAUUGGAGCGUGCCCCAGACUCCAAUCACAUGGGCUGUCUCGAUUUGGAACGGACCCAGGAACUGCCAUCCUUGCCCCCCUCUAACCUCCACGGAAAUCACCUGGCGGAGGAAGAGGAGGCCAAGCGGGAGAACGGUGGAGACGAUCCAGAGGAAGAGGAGCUGAAGAGGAGGAGGAUUGAGGAAGGGCGCGAGCUGAACACAGAACUCCGCGUCCUCAUCACCAGGGAGAUCAGGAAGCCAGGCCGACGUUAUGAGAGAAUCUUCUACCUCCUGAAGCAGAUCAAGGGCAGUCUGGAAACGAGACUCAUCUUUCUACAGAACAUCAUUAAAGAGGCAGCGAGAUUUAAAAAGCGAGUGCUCAUAGAGCAGCUAGAGAACUUCCUGGAAGAGAUCCAUUUACGUGCAAACAGCAUGAACCAUCUGGACGACUUCUAAUCGCAGGCAAUCACACGGAGAGCACUUCGGCGUAAUCACACCUCAGGGCAAAGGGGAAAGGUAGAAUAUAACCCCCCCACAGCUUUCUUCAUCCUCCACCUCAUUUCCCCUUCCUGUGCUUCUCUUAUCUCUUUAUCUCUCCUGCUUUAUGCCAAAGAUGAAUGGAUUUGUCAAGUGCAUUGUCUAGUUAAAAAAAAUUCCCAAUCCUUAUUGCAGAUGAAGUUGAAUCCUAAGUUCGACUUGGGGGGGGGGGGGGGGG